AUGGGCCACCUUGGCGUGCCACUGGCCACCUUGCCCUGCUGUCUCAUCUCCUCCGUGGACCCCAAGUUUCUGAACCUCACUAAAGUCGACGACCAGAUCUACAGCGAGUUCAGGAAAAACUUCAAGGAUCUUAAAAUUGACGUGCUCGACCCCGAAGAGCUCAAAUCGGAGUCUGCCAAGGAGAAAUGGCGCCCGUUCUGCCUGCGGUUCGAGGGGGUGGUGGAGGACUUCAACUACGGCACCCUGCUCCGCCUGGACUGCCGCAAAGACUACACCGAGGAGAACACCAUCUUCGCUACCAGAAUCCAGUUUUUUGCCAUCGAAAUCGCUCGGAACAGAGAGGGCUGUAACAGCGUCGUCUACAGCAGUGCCAGGGAGCCAGCGGCUGCCGUGGCAAAAGAAGCGGUGUCGGGGUGAGGAUGGGAUGAGCUCACCCUGCA
Messenger RNA from Haliaeetus leucocephalus (bald eagle), 440 nucleotides. It is a transcript of the gene PBDC1, whose product is annotated as polysaccharide biosynthesis domain containing 1. The transcript has 4 exons. The coding region runs from base 1 to 417 and encodes 138 amino acids. The record is from RefSeq and is a predicted model, not a curated record. NCBI's taxonomy places the organism in Eukaryota, Metazoa, Chordata, Aves, Accipitriformes, Accipitridae. Gene Ontology annotation, cellular component: cytoplasm.